Molecule: messenger RNA, 2631 nt
Organism: Symsagittifera roscoffensis
Lineage: Eukaryota; Metazoa; Xenacoelomorpha; Acoela; Convolutidae
Product: transmembrane 9 superfamily member 3-like
Exons: 14
Coding region: 19-1767 (582 amino acids)
Biological process (GO): protein localization to membrane
Cellular component (GO): membrane
Source: RefSeq, a predicted model, not a curated record
ACUUAUUAAAUAGUUUAUAUGAGGAACCAGAUUACCCAUUUAGCGCACGUUGUGUGUCUUCUUCUUUUGUGUUGGGGCGAUGAGCAUAACCAUAAGUACGAAGACAACGAAGAAGUUGUGCUGUGGAUGAAUACAGUAGGGCCUUAUCACAACAGACAAGAAACAUAUAAAUACUUCUCAUUGCCUUUCUGCAGUGGUCCUAAAGCUCAAAUUGAGCAUCACCACGAAACUUUGGGUGAGGAUUUGCAAGGUAUCGAGUUGGAGUUCAGUGGCUUGAACAUCAAUUUCAGACAAAAUGUGCCGAAAACCAGUUAUUGUAACAUUAAACUUACUGUCGACAAGCUCAAAGACUUCGAACAUGCAGUGAAACAGUAUUACUGGUAUCAGAUGUACAUCGAUGAUCUACCAAUUUGGGGAAUCGUCGGCGAGGUUGAUGAUGCAGAUAAAUCAGCGAAGUACAUCUGGACGCACAAGAAAAUUGAUAUUGGAUACAAUGGCAAACAGAUAGUUGACGUGAACCUGACCAGUGAACAUAAAGUUAAGCUGGAGCUUGAUGGGGCAGUUGAGUUUUCAUAUGAAGUAAAUUGGAAAGCAUCGACAGUGAAGUUUGAGGACCGAUUUGACAAGUACCUAGAUCCAACAUUCUUCCAACACAGGAUUCACUGGUUUUCAAUCUUCAACUCUUUCAUGAUGGUUAUCUUUUUGGUUGGACUGGUAACAAUGAUUCUGAUGAGAACUUUGAGGAAAGAUUACGCCAGGUAUUCCAAAGAUGAUGACAUGGACGACCUGGAGAAAGACUUGGGCGACGAGUACGGGUGGAAACAGGUGCAUGGGGACGUAUUUCGACCGGGGGAGCAUAGGACCCUUUUCUGUGCACUGGUGGGAACUGGAUACCAGAUCACAGUAGUCUCCCUCCUCGUCAUCAUGCUCGCCAUAUUCGGAGAGCUAUAUACUGAGCGUGGAUCUCUGUUGAGCACUGCAAUAUUCGUGUAUGCCGCCACUUCGCCAGUCAAUGGAUACUUUGGCGGAAGCCUCUACGCAAGGAUGGGAGGUAAGAGUUGGAUCCGCCAGAUGUUUGUGAGUGCGUUCCUGAUCCCAGCCUACGUGUCCGCAACAGCAAUCGGCAUCAACUUCAUUGCUAUGUACUACCACGCUUCCCGUGCCAUCCCGUUCGGAUCUAUGAUGGCAGUGGCAUGUAUCUGUCUCUUCGUGAUCCUUCCUCUCACUCUGGUGGGAACUAUCCUUGGAAGAAAUCUGGCGGGACUCCCUGAUGCUCCGUGCAGAGUAAACGCAGUGCCACGACCCAUCCCUGAGAAAAAAUGGAUAAUGGAGCCGGCGAUGAUAGUGUUGUUGGGAGGAGUGUUGCCGUUCGGGAGUAUCUUCAUCGAGAUGUACUUCAUCUUCACCUCCUUCUGGGCCUACAAGAUCUACUACGUGUACGGCUUCAUGCUCCUGGUCUUCAUCAUCCUCAUGAUUGUCACCGUGUGUGUCACCAUCGUCGCCAUUUACUUCCUACUCAACUCCGAGGACUACCGAUGGCAGUGGACUAGCUUCUGGGCGGGUGCCUCGUGCUCAUUCUACGUGUAUCUAUACUGCAUAUAUUACUUCUUCUUCAAAACCAAGAUGUUCGGCUUCUUCCAGACGGCCUUCUACUUCUCCUACAUGGGGGUGUUCUGCGUCUGUCUCGGAAUACUAUGCGGAACUUUCGGUUACGUGGGAACCAGCGUCUUCGUCAGGAAAAUAUAUUCGACAGUCAAGAUUGACUAGACGAAAAAAAUCACUAUUAGUGAGAAGAGUAGUUAACGAUGCUUCAGUUUCAGUGCAAGCAACAUGCCAACUUGUGGAAAAAACGUAAACUGAUAUCGGAUUCGCAAAUGUUCAUUUUGAGUUAUACAAAUUUUACUCCGUUUUGAAACAUUUUUGCCGACAUGCAGACUUACCAUUGCUAAAUCUCAUUUUUAUCUGUUGUUGUUAAUGCGAGCAAUCGUUUCUAACCCCAAAUACGAAUCAGAGGUCAUUUAUGGUUGUUGAUCAGAAAUGGAAAACAGAAGAUUAGAGGGCUAGAGAUGGCUUAAUAUUCAGUUGCUUCGAUAUUUAGUGGAGUUAAAAGUUUUUUUAAAAGAUUCAUCGAUUCUGGUUAAGUUUCAUAAUGGUAUUCUCGGUUGCAAAAAUGUGGGUUUUCAUUUUGUAUUUCAGUGUAAAUAUUAUUAAAUGCUGUUCAUUUAACUCUUACAUAUCUAUUUUGAUAUUUUCUCUUUGAGUGCAAAAUCCGAAACACAGUUCUUGAAAUGCCCUUGACUUCUGAUGAGUUUCAUUUGAGAAAUAGGAGAGCUUACUUGGGUAAAAAGAGCUCUAAAGGGGAAUUGAAUCUACGUGUGAGGUUGUAAAAGAAACUUUAAUUUCAGAUCAUGAAAGAUAAUCUCUAGUCUUCGUUCAAGUUGUUAUUUCACCUAUUGUUGGCCAGUGGUGACUGGUAGUCAAUGUAAAGUUAAAUGGUUAUUGGUUCGUAUUCUGAUGUUAAUUGUAAUAAAAUUGAUCCCGGAAAUAAAUUUGAUCUGAUCAUAUAUAUACAUUGUAAAGAGUCUCAAUUUGAACUAUGUAGUAUUUACCCGAAAUUAAUUUGCUCUGCAA